CAGCGGCAGGAGCAGAGAACAGGCUGGCCCAGCCAGAGCAGAGGCGGGAAAGCUGCGGGGAGGAGAACAGCCUAUUGUAGAAAGGAUGUGACAGAAUGGGGGUGGACUUUGAUGUGAAGACUUUCUGCCACAAUCUCCGGGCCACAAAGCCCCCCUACGAGUGCCCCAUAGAGACCUGCCGCAAGAUCUAUAAAAGCUACAGCGGCAUCGAGUACCACCUGUACCACUAUGACCACGAUAGCCCCCCUCCCCCUCAGCAGACUCCCCUCCGCAAGCACAAGAAGAAGGGGCGCCAGUCCCGCUCGGCCAACAAGCAGUCCCCCAGCCCCUCGGAGGUGUCGCAGUCCCCCAGCCGAGAAGUGAUGACUUACGCCCAAGCCCAGCGCAUGGUCGAGGUGGACCUGCACGGCCGAGUCCACCGGAUCAGCAUCUUUGACAACCUGGAUGUGGUGUCCGAGGACGACGAGGCCCCGGAGGAGAACCCCGAGAAUGGCAGCAACAAGGAGAACACAGAGACCCCGGCCGCUACGCCCAAGGCGGGCAAGCAUAAGAACAAGGACAAGCGGAAGGACUCGAACCACCACCACCACCACCACCACAACGCCUCGGCCAACCCCACCCCAAAGCUGCCCGAGGUGGUAUACCGGGAGCUGGAGCAGGACACCCCCGAUGCCCCACCUCGCCCAACCUCUUACUACCGGUACAUUGAGAAAUCGGCUGAGGAGCUGGAUGAGGAGGUGGAGUAUGACAUGGAUGAGGAGGACUAUAUCUGGCUGGACAUCAUGAACGAGCGUCGGAAGACGGAGGGAGUGAGCCCCAUCCCCCAGGAGGUCUUUGAGUACCUGAUGGACCGGCUGGAGAAGGAGUCCUAUUUCGAGAGCCACCACAAGGGGGACCCCAACGCCCUGGUGGACGAGGACGCCGUGUGCUGCAUCUGCAAUGACGGUGAGUGUCAGAACAGCAAUGUGAUUCUCUUCUGCGAUAUGUGCAACCUGGCCGUUCACCAAGAAUGCUACGGCGUGCCCUACAUCCCCGAGGGCCAGUGGCUCUGCCGCCGCUGCCUUCAGUCCCCGUCCCGGGCAGUGGACUGCGCGCUCUGCCCGAACAAGGGCGGGGCCUUCAAGCAGACGGACGACGGCCGGUGGGCUCACGUAGUGUGCGCCCUGUGGAUCCCCGAGGUCUGCUUUGCCAACACGGUGUUUCUGGAGCCCAUCGACAGCAUCGAGCACAUCCCGCCCGCCCGAUGGAAACUCACGUGCUACAUCUGCAAGCAGAGGGGCUCGGGGGCCUGUAUCCAGUGCCACAAGGCCAACUGCUACACGGCCUUCCACGUGACCUGUGCCCAGCAGGCCGGCCUCUACAUGAAGAUGGAGCCCGUCCGGGAAACGGGGGCCAACGGCACCUCCUUCAGUGUGCGUAAAACCGCCUACUGCGAUAUCCACACACCUCCGGGCUCUGUGCGCCGCCUGCCCGCCCUGUCACACAGCGAAGGGGAAGAAGAGGAGGAGGAAGAGGAAGAAGAGGGAAAAGGCUGGAGUUCAGAGAAGGUGAAGAAAGCGAAGGCGAAGUCAAGGAUAAAGAUGAAGAAGGCUCGGAAGAUCUUGGCAGAAAAACGGGCGGCAGCACCUGUGGUAUCAGUCCCCUGCAUCCCACCACACAGGCUCAGCAAGAUUACUAAUCGAUUAACCAUUCAGAGGAAGAGCCAGUUUAUGCAAAGGCUGCACAGCUAUUGGACGUUAAAGCGACAGUCCAGGAAUGGGGUCCCCCUACUUCGCCGCCUGCAGACCCACCUGCAGUCCCAAAGGAAUUGUGAUCAGGUUGGGGCACCACGGCCAGCUCCCCCAGGGGGCCUGGGGACAGGGAGAGAUUCUGAGGACAAGAAUUGGGCUCUGAAAGAACAACUGAAGUCAUGGCAGCGGCUCCGCCAUGACCUGGAGCGUGCACGGCUGCUGGUGGAACUGAUUCGGAAACGAGAGAAGCUCAAGAGAGAGACGAUCAAGGUCCAGCAGGUGGCCUUGGAAAUGCAACUGACCCCUUUCCUCAUCCUCCUCCGUAAGACCUUAGAACAGCUCCAAGAGAAGGACACGGGCAACAUAUUUAGCGAGCCGGUCCCUCUGUCUGAGGUAACAGAAAUCUACGAAGUCCCUGACUACCUCGAGCACAUUAAGAAGCCCAUGGACUUUUCUACAAUGAAGCAGAACCUUGAGGCCUAUCGAUACCUGAAUUUUGAUGACUUUGAGGAGGAUUUCCAUCUUAUUGUCAGCAACUGCCUCAAAUAUAAUGCCAAGGACACCAUCUUUUACCGGGCAGCAGUGCGGCUGCGGGAGCAGGGAGGCACUGUGCUGCGGCAGGCCCGGCGGCAGGCAGACAAGAUGGGCAUCGACUUCGAGACGGGCAUGCACUUCCCCCACAGCCUGGCCGGGGACGAGACCCUGCUCCAUGCAGAGGAUGAGGAAGAGCGGUUUCUGCUGUCUGAGAACCAGAAACACCUGCCACCAGAGGAGCAGCUGAAGCUCUUGUUGGAGCAGUUGGACGAGGUUAAUGCCAGCAAACAAAGCGUCAACCGCUCCCGCCGCGCCAAGAUGAUCAAAAAAGAGAUGACCGCAUUACGAAGGAAACUGGCGCACCAGAGGGAGGCGGGCCGGGACGGGCCGGAGCGGCACGGCUCAGCGGGGCGGAGUGCCCUGCAGGCCCACACUCCCUGCGACAAGGAUGGACAGACCGACAGUGCCGCUGAGGAGAGCAGCAGCCAGGAGACGGGCAAAGGUCUGGGCCCCAACCUGUCUUCAACCCCUUCCCAUGAGGUGGGCAGACGGACCUCGGUCUUGUUCUCAAAGAAAAACCCGAAGACAGCUGGACCCCCCAAGCGGCCAGGUCGGCCCCCAAAGAAUCGGGAGAGCCAGCUGGCCCCAGGUCAUGGAAACAGCCCCGUGGGGCCUCCCCAGCUCCCAAUCAUGGGCUCACAGAGGCAGCGAAAGCGAGGGAGGAGCCCCCGGCCGAGUUCAAGUUCUGACAGUGACAGUGAUAAAUCCACUGAAGACCCUCCCAUGG
Messenger RNA from Gracilinanus agilis (Agile Gracile Mouse Opossum), 3051 nucleotides. Its product is annotated as peregrin-like. The transcript has 9 exons. The annotation marks the transcript as partial. Gene Ontology annotation, molecular function: protein binding. Lineage: Eukaryota; Metazoa; Chordata; Mammalia; Didelphimorphia; Didelphidae. The record is from RefSeq and is a predicted model, not a curated record. Gene Ontology annotation, biological process: regulation of transcription by RNA polymerase II. Gene Ontology annotation, cellular component: MOZ/MORF histone acetyltransferase complex.